AUGGAGUUGCAGAGCAUAUUGGGAUAUCUAUGUAACAAGACUAUCUUGAUUACCGGAGCCACUGGCUUGCUUGGAAUGGUGUUUGUAGAGAAGAUAUUAAGGGUGCAACCAGAUGUGAAAAAGCUAUAUCUUCUUGUAAGACCUUCCCACGACAAGUCAGCGACGCAGCGAGUGAAUGAAGAGAUAAUAGGGAAGGAACUGUUCAAGAUUUUGAAGGAGAAAUGGGGCACAGAUUUCGAUUAUUUCGUAUCUCAAAAGGUUGUUGCUCUUUCCGGAGACGUAAGUUCUGAAAACUUAGGACUGAACAAAGUUAUAUUGGAACAAGUGUGCAGUGAAACCCAAAUCAUAAUAAACUCUGCGGCAAAUACCAACUUUGAUGAAAGGUAUGAUAUUUCUUUGGGCAUCAACACAUUUGGAGUUUCCCAUAUGCUAAACGUUACAAACAAAUGUUCAAAAUUAGAGAUGUUUCUCCAUGUCUCAACAGUCUAUGUGUGCGGGGAAAGGACAGGAAUCAUACUAGAAGACUUCUCUUCAAUGGAGGAGAUGGUAAAUGAUUCGACUAAGUUCGAUUUUGAGGUACUAGAAAGCAAUUUGGUGAAGGAAAAAUUGAAUGAGCUACGAACACAAAAUGCUGUCGAAGAGGUCAUUACAAAUACGAUGAAGAAUUUCGGCAUUGAAAGGGCUAAGUUUUACGGAUGGCCAAACACCUAUGUAUUUACGAAGGCAAUGGGAGAAUUACUUUUAAAGCAUUACUCAAACAAGAAUAUACCUUUUGUUAUCAUACGUCCUCCUAUAAUUACCAGCACUUACAUGGAACCAUUUCCAGGUUGGAUUCAAGGGUACAGAACUGUUGAUAGCGUAAUUGCUAGUUAUGCUAAAGGAAAGUUGACAUUCCUACCUCUUGAUCCUAUGACAAUAUCAGACAUGAUGCCUGUAGACAUAGUGGUAAAUUCAAUAAUUGCGGCAAUGGUGGUGAAUGCAAAGAAAACUUCUGGUACCAUUUAUCAUGUGGGAAGCUCUCUAAGAAAUUCUAUAAAAUUUAUGGAUGUUCGUAAUUUUAUGUUCCAAUACUUCACCAAAUAUCCGUGGGUUUACAAGGAUGGAAAGCCUAUCAAAGUUAGGUUGCUUACAAUAUUCAAGACUAUGGCUACUUUUCUGAUAUACAUGAAAAUCUGCUAUAUGCUACCCUUAAAGGGAUUAGAGGUGGUGAACAAAUUAUCUUAUGAAUAUUUCCAAGAUGUAUACGAUAAGAAUCACCAAAAACUUGGAUUGGUGAUGCGCAUGGCAGAGCUAUACCGUCCUUAUCUACUUUUCAAGGGCAUCUUUGAUGACACCAAUACAGAGAAGUUGCGAAUGUUAACAAAGGAGUGCUUCGUAGAUGCAGAGAGUUUUAAAUUCGAUCCGACAUGCAUUGACUGGGAAGACUACUUCAUGCACACUCAUAUUCCUGGCUUCCUAAAACAUGUUAUGAUGAAAUGA
Fragaria vesca subsp. vesca is the source of this 1479-nucleotide messenger RNA. Its product is annotated as fatty acyl-CoA reductase 3-like. Lineage: Eukaryota; Viridiplantae; Streptophyta; Magnoliopsida; Rosales; Rosaceae. The coding region runs from base 1 to 1479 and encodes 492 amino acids. The transcript has 10 exons. The record is from RefSeq and is a predicted model, not a curated record. Gene Ontology annotation, cellular component: intracellular membrane-bounded organelle. Gene Ontology annotation, molecular function: alcohol-forming very long-chain fatty acyl-CoA reductase (NADP+) activity. Gene Ontology annotation, biological process: suberin biosynthetic process; long-chain fatty-acyl-CoA metabolic process.